UCUGAACACUGUUGGAGUUCGUCCCGGAAAUAAGCGUCAAAUUGGAUUGGCAGGUUUGGCAAACCCUGGACGAGACAGCCUCCCACAAUGGCUGAUUCUGUGACGUUAGAUGAUCCGAAAUUCUGCUUUGAAGAGGUCCUGAGCACUUUCAAGGUGUGUUUGUCUGAAGACAAAGCUGUCAUUCUAGAAAACUACGUGUCUGGCUGGCGAGGUCUUAUAAAGUUUUUGAACUGCUUGGGGUCCGUCUUUGGAUUCAUUUCGAAGGAUGCCACCAAUAAGAUCCAGGUCUUGGUGAAUUUGCUCAAAGGAGAUACAAACUCUCACUACGCGACCGUGCAGUCCAUGGUACGAUACGAGCUGGACAACGGACUGGUGGACAUCGACAAGCGAGGCAGUCAUCCCGAAUCGGGCACUCGUACUCUCCUGAGGCUGCAUCGUGCGCUUAGGUGGCUGGAACUCUUCCUGGAGCGGCUGAGGAUCAGCACCGAAGACAGCAAGACGUCAGUUAUGUGCGCCGAAGCCUACAACGAGUCCCUGGCGCAUUACCACCCGUGGGUGGUGCGCAAGGCGGCAGGUGUGGCCUUCUGCAUGCUACCAGGGCGCCCCGCCUUCUUUGAGGUGAUGAACGUGGGCCCCCCGGAGAAAGUGGCGGCCGUCUUGGGGGAAGCCGUGCCUCUCAUUUCCGAAGUGUAUCGUAUCACAGAGGAACUUUAUGCGAAGAACAACCUGCUCAACUUGCCAUAGAAACAUGUUAGCAUGACUAAUGGUGACUGUUGCUGGAGAUUGUGCAAUAGCUGCGUGGUGGAACACCAUUUUUAUUUCUUGUGUAAUCAUUUUGUCAGAGCAAUUACGAUCAUGUCUGGUGGAAAAGGGAAGCCUUUUUUUGUCAUCCUAGCUAAAAGCUACUCAUGUUUACAAUAACUGCAAAUGUUUUCAACUUGACAUGUGAAAACGUAAUGCACAACUGGGGAUUGUUUAUAUAUCUAAUAUGCUGGUUUAGCGAAAUAUACUGGAAGAUUUAACAAUAAAAGUUGUUUAACAUACACAAACACAAAUAUUGAUUGCAGACACAUCAAGUACAUUUAAUGUAAGUACAUUUCUGCAUCAACCAUUGAAUGUAAAAGGCAAGUUUGGCCAAGUGUAUGUCAUGUUUUAUGUGGUUGCUGUAAUUAUAAAACCUUUUGAAAAAUGAACAGCAUGAAUUCUCAUCAUGUUAGAUUAUUUAAAUUACUGUACUAUUUUGAAUCAUUCCAUCCAAUAAAAAUAAUGCUUGCAGUAUGUCUCUUAA
Messenger RNA from Syngnathus acus (greater pipefish), 1288 nucleotides. Its product is annotated as ceramide-1-phosphate transfer protein. The record is from RefSeq and is a predicted model, not a curated record. NCBI's taxonomy places the organism in Eukaryota, Metazoa, Chordata, Actinopteri, Syngnathiformes, Syngnathidae. Gene Ontology annotation, molecular function: ceramide 1-phosphate binding; ceramide 1-phosphate transfer activity. Gene Ontology annotation, cellular component: membrane; cytosol; cytoplasm. Gene Ontology annotation, biological process: intermembrane lipid transfer; ceramide transport. The transcript is spliced from 3 exons. Bases 88 to 744 code for a protein of 218 amino acids.